ACGUUAUUUGAAAAAAUACUUUUAAGUAGGCUGUCCACCUCUAGUUGUGGAGUUAUUAUAAAUCUAUACAUACUUUUUAUAACAUUUAUUAUUUUGGAAAGUUAACAAAAACAAACAGCAACGAAGCUAUGACGAACGACCACGCAAAACUACAACACCCAUGAUGCAUCCGGAGGAAACGCGUCAGUCACAGAAUGACGUAUUAACAUUGAGCGGGGAGAAUCAAAACUACUGAGGUGUUUGUCUGAUUCAGCUACCAAAAGUAACAACAUUACAUACACGCAGUAUGCAGAGGAUCAGUCGCCUGAAGCGCGAGCUGCAGCUCCUCGCCGCUGAACCUCCUCCUGGAGUCUCGUGCUGGCAGAUGGAGGGGCGCGUGGAUGAACUACAAGCCCAGAUUGUCGGAGGUUCAAGCACUCCCUAUGAGGGAGGUGUAUUUACAUUGGAAAUCAAACUACCUGAGAGGUAUCCGUUUGAGCCUCCGAAGAUCAGUUUCCUUACACCCAUCUAUCACCCUAACAUCGAUAAUGCAGGACGCAUUUGUCUCGAUGCUCUGAAGUUGCCCCCAAAGUCCUCAGAAUUUAAAUACAACAAAGCACUGUACCUGGAGAAGGCAAAGAAAUGGACGACUGAACAUGCAGUUCAGAAAAACAAGGGUUGUGAGGAAGCAGAUGAAAAGAGCUCUUUUGGAAAUACAAAUAAGAAAACCGCACAAAAAAGAGAAGCAUUAAGUGCACAGGAGAAUUUAGAGCAAUCUAAGAAAGUAUGUAUGUAGUUUAUUUUACAAACAAGCUUGUUUAUGUUUGUAGUACUGUGGAUUUAUUUUUGUCUGUUUAUUGUUUUUGAUAUGAAUGUAAUAAAAUAUAUUUGAACUGCA
Messenger RNA from Misgurnus anguillicaudatus (oriental weatherfish), 877 nucleotides. RefSeq names its product ubiquitin-conjugating enzyme E2T (putative) (gene ube2t). The record is from RefSeq and is a predicted model, not a curated record. NCBI's taxonomy places the organism in Eukaryota, Metazoa, Chordata, Actinopteri, Cypriniformes, Cobitidae.